CAUUGUUAAUAACAACACCACUAACAACAACAACAGUAGAAUAAUUAUUUUGUUUAGUUAUUACAGUGAUUAGGUGCUGGUCGACGUGACGUUAAUAGACUUGCACUUUUUUGAUAUUACGGACACGUGAUUACGAUUUUUCUUCAUAAUUCUUAAAUUGAGUGUGUUCCAAAAAUGACUACAGAUUAACAAGUAUCUAAUUGGUGCGUUUUUUAAACUAGUUAAAAGAAGGAUUUGAGGGAGACAGGUUUUAAAAGGAUAUGCAUUUUAAUUAUCCUUUAAGAUGGGUAUUAAUUUUGGCUGGUGGACAAUUCUUAAACUUAUAGAAGUCGGUUUAGUUAUUGCCUGUUUAAUAACAAAAGGGGUGACAGAUCACGAGGCAACAAAAAUAUUCCUUUAUCUUCAAAAAUUAUCCAGAGAAUGGAGCUUACUGAAUAAUGUGACAUGGGAUAGGGUGGGAGCAGCGGUAGCUGAUGCAACCUACGGGGGAUUUCUGAUAAUAACAAUAGGGUUGUUUUUGGGGAGGCUCUUCGGGGAACUUCCCACAAAACGAAGAAUCACUGAAAUCGUUUUACUGGGCAUAGGAAUUAUUUUAUUCGUUAUUCUGGGUAGUCUGGAAUUCGCAGCCUUGGAUUCAGUUCCACACGAUCUAGUAGAUAAUGCAGCAAUAUUGGGUUGCUUUUCUUUGGCGACGGCCAUCUUGUUCCUUAUAGACUUGGCAGGACCCAGGAAAAAGGACACCAAAGAAUCUAUCAAAACAGAGUCUAAAUAUUCCCAAACCAAAAUUGGAUCCGACUCGUACGAAAUCGAAUCUGAGAAGAAGCCUGUCACUGUUAUCAGCCAAGAAUACCACGACGGACACAUGUCGAAAGAUAAGCCUACGAUCCAUGGAUAUAGUUACACAAAUGGAUUGAGUCAGACCGAUUUGAAUAAUAAAGUGACUGUUGGUGGACAAUACGGACUGAAGCAGAAUGGCUAUCACAAAUUAAAUGAUAAACCUUUGGAGCCUAAGUUCGACAUUUAUGGAAAAGACAAAAGGAAGUCUACCGAUUUUGAAAAAGAUGCCGAAGUCGAUGAAGUCAUAUCGCAAAUUGUUAAACAUGAACCUGUUUGGAGUAGAAUAAGAAAAGGACAGUAUGGAAAAUUUGAUAUGACGCCGUAUUAUUACUUUCCAUCGCCUGCACCUCCGGAUUCUGAAAAGGUUCCGUCAAAACCAGGAGACCCAGGAUACGUCCAACACACUGCCCAGAAAUGGGAACACCAACCCAGCCAUAAACCACCAACUGACGUAUGACUCUAGCAAAUAUCUGAUGCGCUUUAACGACAUAGUGAAAUGAUAAUGAUUCAAGACUUCGACAAUUUUUAAGACUUAGCCUUAAAACAUUAAGGAAGCUGCAGUCCCAUUUCAUCUUUAUUAUUAUUGUAUACCUAUGUUUCUACUGUAUUUUCAUUAAGGUGAUAGUGAUAUAUCUCAGGUACAAAAGGGAUAUUAAAAUGUCAUUAUCAUAUAAAACAGAUUGAAUAAAUGUGUAUCCAAGAUUAGACACAUCUAACUGUAGUUUAAUAUCAUUAAUGGUAUUAAAAACUGUCAAAUCUGAUUUUAUUUGUAAGCACGUGUUUUUGUACUAUUAAUCUGCUAAGCAAUUUUCUGUCAGUAGAGUAUUUUGCAUUGUAUUUAGCUAACUGUCGCGUUUUUUAUCUGCAUAAUUGUAUACUUACGUUAGUUUUUUCUUUUUUUGCAUUAGUAGACGGAUACGUGUUUUAAGCGGUUUAGAACUAAUUCGUUUGCAUUUUUUAUUAUCAUAUUAUUCUAGUUUUUUGUAGGUAUUGACUACUCUAACUUUGUAUUCACUCUUGCAGCCUUGAUAAUUUUCAAUGUCGGAGAUUCAUGUAUAGUGCAACCAUAGAAUUAUAGGGAUAAACACGUAAAUAAAUACGAAACGUUUUGUUUGUGAAGCCUAGUCCGUAAUGUAUUUAAGCUAUACAUAUAACAUACAUUUAUUUAAUUAGUUACGUUAUUUAAAGCGUUUGACGCAGGUAAAAUAAAUUACUCUGUGAAAUU
Messenger RNA from Agrilus planipennis (emerald ash borer), 2062 nucleotides. RefSeq lists its product as uncharacterized. The transcript has 5 exons. NCBI's taxonomy places the organism in Eukaryota, Metazoa, Arthropoda, Insecta, Coleoptera, Buprestidae. The record is from RefSeq and is a predicted model, not a curated record. Bases 284 to 1294 code for a protein of 336 amino acids.